Molecule: messenger RNA, 1264 nt
Organism: Aspergillus candidus
Lineage: Eukaryota; Fungi; Ascomycota; Eurotiomycetes; Eurotiales; Aspergillaceae
Product: SDR family NAD(P)-dependent oxidoreductase
Exons: 5
Coding region: 432-1223 (263 amino acids)
Source: RefSeq, a predicted model, not a curated record
GUUUUAUUUUCCGAUCAAAGCCCGGGUCGUGAGUCAUUAUCGUCACCUCGGCGUUUAUUGGUUUAGCACCGAUUGGGUUAGAGUGGAGGGGCUGCACUAUCACCAUAACUCGGUACUGUUGGAGCUCCAGAAUGAAACGAGAUUCAUCACAGAUUGUCGAGAUGCAAGACCCGGGAAGUUUCGACUGGAGAAGUUGAUUUUGCAGAUAGAAAGAGUGAGUGGUCACGUUGGUCGCCCAACGAGACCAACUCGGACAUAGACAAAAGUCACAUAAGGUCUACAUGCUGCAUCCUUUGCGGGGCCAUUCUAUUAGCCCCCUUUCAUACUAUAUGCAGGAUGACGAGUCGAAUGCGGGGAAAGAGAGCAGUUUCUGCGACAUCUUUCUCCAGAUAUCGCAAGUCAAGGGGUGUUGAGCCCUCCACACCAGCAGCAUGAUCGGAGUUGCCCUCAUCACCGGUGCUGCCUCCGGAAUCGGGCAAGCCACGGCUGAGACCUUCGUGAAAGAAGGAUGCACCAAGCUUGCGCUUGCCGACAUCGACGAGGGGGGGUUGCAAACUGUUGCAGACAAAUUGCAUGCAAUCAACCCCGACGUCCAGGUGGUCACCGUCAAAGUCGACGUUUCCUCCGAGUCUGACGUCCAGUAUAUGGUGUCCACUGCCGUUGCGAAGUUCGGUGCCAUUCAUUAUGCUGUCAACAAUGCCGGGAUUAGUAGCAAGCCCCGUGAGAAGACACACGAACUGGCCACCCACGCGUGGGAUCAGGUCAUAGUUGUGAAUUUGCGGGGAGUGUGGCUUUGCGAGAGGGCAGAGAUACAGCAGAUGCUGCGCCAGAAGACUACCAUUGUCCCUAGAACCGGAGCGCCUCCCCAACGAGGAUCCAUCGUCAAUGUGUCAUCCAUAUUCGGGGUGCUGUCGCACCCCACCGUUGGAGGGUAUGCUGCAGCCAAGGCGGGUGUUCUGGGGAUCUCUCGAACGGAUGCCGUCGCUUACGGUGCGGAGGGUAUUCGCGUGAACAGUGUGCUACCGGGGUUUAUCAAGACACCACUCUUAGAAGAGGCUAUCCGUCAAGGAUCCAACUACGACGACCUCAUCAAAACAGUCCCUGUUCGGCGAUGGGGCACGUCACAGGAGGUUUCGGAGGUGAUUGCCUUCCUGGCUGGUGAAAAGGCCAGCUUCAUCAAUGGGUCGGAGGUGCUGGUUGAUGGAGGAUAUAGCAAGAUUUGAUCAUGUUUUGUUAUCUUUUUCCUACUUUGCUGGGAAUAGAC